GUUACCUAUUCAGUAACAAACUCACAAGUAAUUGAUAUAAUAGUUUACAAUUAUUCUGUAGAGACGUAUUUUAACUAUUUAAUAGUGUGCUGGAAAAAAGUUGGCGUGAUGUUAUUAACUUCAAUAUGGGUGUUGGACCUCUUGAUUUUAUUUGGAGUCAGCAUAUUAUUUGCGCUCAUAUAUUCUACCAGAAAAUAUGACUACUUUAAGAAAAGGAACAUGCAAUAUGAGAAGCCCGUUCCUUUAUUUGGAAGCAUAUUACCUAUUUUAAGUAUGAGAGCCACCAUAGGGGAAUGGUUACGUCAGCUGUAUGAUUCGUUUGAAGCACCAUAUUUUGGGAUAUUUGUAUUCGAUGAACCCUAUAUAAUUAUAAAGUCUCCUGAGAUAAUCAAACUUAUUUUAGUAAAAGAUUCCAACAAAUUUGCAGAUCGAACUGUAUUGGCUCCUAAACAUAAUGAAAUGUUAUCCAAUAUGAUGUUCUGGCAAAAAAGUCCAGACUGGAAAAAGGUUAGGGCCAAGAUGACUCCAGUGUUCUCCUCUGGGAAACUUAAAGGCAUGCUUCCUAUUAUAAACGAUGUUGCGGUGGAGUUAAAUCAAUAUAUACGUCAAAAUUUAGGUAAAUUAGAGACGAAAGAGGUUACGGCAAAAUAUUCUACAGAUGUGAUAUCUAAAUGCGCGUUUGCAAUAGAUCCGCAUUCAUUUAGGAAUGAUAUGAAUGAAUUUCGAAAAGUUGGUAAAGUUUUUUUUGAGUUCACAUGGAGGAACAGUUUUGUACAGAGCCUCUACUUUUUUAAACAGAAUUGGGCGACCACAUUACGCUUGGAAUUUUUCGAGAAAUCGGCUUUUACUUUUCUGAGAGGCAUAUUUUGGAAAGCAAUAGAAAACAGACAGCAGACUAAUGUUAAAAGGAACGACCUUAUUGACAUAAUAGUGGAAAUGCGAAACAACAAGGACUUGUGUGAUGAGUUAAAUUUUGAUGGAGAUAAAGUAGUGGCUCAGGCAGUGCAGUUUUUUGUAGCCGGAUAUGAAACUAGUAGCUCUACUUUAUCUUUUACGUUAUACGAGCUUAGUCUCCAACCCAAAAUCCAGACAAAAUUAAGAGAAGAAAUAUUAAACAAUAUCAAACAAUAUAAUGGAAUUACCUACGAGGGACUGAAGCAAAUGAAAUAUAUGGAUAUGUGUAUCUAUGAAACUCUAAGGAAAUACCCAGUGUUGCCAUUCCUUGACAGAAGAUGUAAUGAAGACUAUAGAAUUCCGGGAACAGAUUUAAUCAUACAAGAAGGAAUGCCGGUAUACAUUCCGAUGAUGGCACUACAUUAUGAUGAAAAAUAUUUCCCAGAACCGGAAAAAUAUGAUCCCGAGAGGUUCGUUGAAAAAAACUCACACAACGUCAAUGGAUUGUAUUACAUGCCGUUCGGAGAAGGUCCUCGUGCUUGCAUAGGAGAACGAUUUGGUAUGCUAGGUGUCAAGAUAGGAUUGUCACAUAUUUUGUCCGAAUUUGUACUAGAGAGAUCACCAGACACACCAGUGCCUGUUAAAUUUGAACCAAAAAGUUUUAUUCUUCAAUCUACAGUGGGUCUGCCUUUGACAUUUAGAGAGUAUCAUCCAACAACAACAUAUGAUAAUUAAAUUUUAUCCAUAUAAAGUGAAGUGCGUUAUAUAUGUUUAGGUAUAAUUUGAGUGAACUUGAUAUAUACAAAUAAAGUUGUUAAGUGAAAUUAAAUGUUAAAUUUCUUAAACUGCAAUAAAAGUUCAUAAGUUG
This is a messenger RNA of Anoplophora glabripennis (Asian longhorned beetle), 1762 nucleotides long. Its product is annotated as cytochrome P450 6k1-like. Gene Ontology annotation, molecular function: iron ion binding; monooxygenase activity; oxidoreductase activity, acting on paired donors, with incorporation or reduction of molecular oxygen. Bases 109 to 1629 code for a protein of 506 amino acids. NCBI's taxonomy places the organism in Eukaryota, Metazoa, Arthropoda, Insecta, Coleoptera, Cerambycidae. The record is from RefSeq and is a predicted model, not a curated record. The transcript has 5 exons.